UCUCGGAUUCAUGUUUCACCUCUUCCUCGCUUCCUCCAGCUGCUGAACUGUGUUUAGUGCAGCCAAACUGCAGCUUAGUUGUCCUUCUUUCCGGCUGCUAGUAAUUCAACACAGCGCAGCAGAAAAUGACCUCUCUGUCUAGAACCUAAGACAAUUUUUGUCCCGAACUGUGUGUACCCGCCAGUAGAAGAAGUGAGACCUUCACUUGUCAGCAUGAGAAGUAGGAGCAACUCUGGCGUUAAAUUGGACAACUAUGCCCGGGUAGUGCAGCAAACUAUCCUGCAGCACCAAGAUCCGGUGACGGGUCUUCUGCCAGGCAGCACCGACCAGCCGGAUGCCUGGGUCAGAGACAAUGUGUACAGCAUUGUGUCCGUGUGGGCCCUCAGCCUGGCCUACAGGAAGAACGCAGACAGAGACGAAGACAAGGCCAAGGCCUAUGAGCUGGAACAGAGCGUGGUCAAGCUGAUGAGAGGUGUUCUCCAGUGUAUAAUGAGGCAGCUGGACAAAGUGGAGAAGUUUAAAUACAGCCGGAGCACCAAAGACUCGCUCCACGCCAAGUACAACACCAGGACCUGCGCCACCGUCGUCGGCGACGACCAGUGGGGCCACCUGCAGGUGGACGCCACCUCUCUGUUCCUGCUCUUCCUCGCUCAGAUGACUGCAUCAGGUCUCCACAUCAUCUACACCCAAGACGAAGUGGAUGUUGUUCAGAAUCUCAUGUUCUACAUCGAGGCAGCUUACAAAGUGGCUGAUUAUGGGAUGUGGGAGAGAGGAGACAAAACCAACCAGGGCAUCACAGAGAUCAAUGCCAGCUCCAUAGGCACGGCUAAGGCAGCUUUGGAGGCUCUGGAUGAGCUCAACCUGUUUGGAGCAAAAGGAGGGCCUGGAUCUGUGGUCCAUGCGCUGGCCGAUGACAUACAGCACUGUCAGUCUAUUCUGACGUCAAUGUUGCCCAGAGCGUCCAUCUCUAAAGAGGUGGACGCUGGAGUCCUGGCCAUCAUCACCUACCCCGCCUUUGCUGUGGAGGACAUGAGCAUAGUGAACAUGACCAAGGAGGAGAUCAUCUCUAAACUGCAGGGUCGAUACGGCUGCUGCAGGUUUCUCAGAGACGGCCACAAAACUCCCCGAGAGGAUCCAAACCGGCUGUAUUACGAGUCGGCUGAGCUGAAGCUGUUUGAGAACAUAGAGUGCGAGUGGCCUCUGUUUUGGACGUAUCUCAUACUCGACGGCAUUUUUAGCAACAGUUAUGAGCAGGUGCAGGAGUACCAGGAGGCGCUGGAGGCGAUCCUGAUCAAACAGAAAGACGGGAUCUGGCUGCUCCCAGAACUCUACAGUGUCCCUCCAGAUAAGGCGGAAGAGGAGUACGUGAACCCUCACUCAGUAGAAAGGAUCCCAAUGGGGAAGUGUCCUCUAAAAUGGGGUCAAUCAUUGUACAUCCUUGGAAAACUCCUCUCUGAGGGUUUUCUCGCCCCGGGAGAGAUCGAUCCCCUUAACAGACGGUUCUCCACGAUCCCUAAGCCUGAUGUAGUUGUACAGGUGUCCAUUUUGGCUGAGACAGAUGAGAUUAAGGCGCUGCUGAUGAAGAACGGUAUAAACGUGGAGACCGUGGCGGAUAUCCAUCCCAUCCAUGUUCAGCCCUCCAGAGUCCUGAGUCACAUCUAUGCCAGACUCGGCCGUAACCCGAGGCUCGGCCUGACAGGAAGACCCUACAGAAGAAUAGGAGUUCUGGGAACCUCCAAGUUCUACAUCAUUAGAAACACAAUCUUUGCUUUCACUCCUCAGUUUAUUGACCACCAGCAGUUCUACUUGGCUCUGGACAACAAGAUGAUCGUGGAGAUGCUGAGGAACGAGAUCGCCUACCUCGCAUCCAGAUGGAGGAUAACCGGACGACCGACGGUCACCUUCCCCAUCUCACAGACUAUGCUGACUGAAGACCGCACUGACCUGGACCCUGCAGUCAUAGCUACGCUAAAGAAGCUACAGGAUGGAUAUUAUGGAGGAGCAAGGACCCAGACGGGAAAGCUGUCGGAGUUCCUGACUACUUCCUGCUGCGCUCACCUCAGCUUCCUCGACGGUAAGGGUUCCGGCAGCAUGGGCCGGCACAUCGACCAGUAUGAUGAUGAUGAUGAUGAUGAUGACGGCGAUGGAUACAUGCAUGAAUUACGUUGUGAUGAUGAAGCGGACGACCUCGCCCAGUAUCUGGACCACCUGUUGGCUCACUCUUCCCCCAAGAAGUCUAAGCAUCAGGCAGGAGGCCUGGGCAGGUUCAAGGCGGCGGCCACCAAGACCAAAGAGAUGGUUUCUCUGAUGAACAAGGCUCAGGAUCUGAACAUACACAACGUCAACAUGUACCUACCGAGCAAGCUGUUUCGUUCUUGUCAGCCGUCACUCAACCUGAAUCUCCCAGACCCUUCUGAGCAGCAGGAAACGCAGAGCUCGGCGGUGUCGAUCUCAGUGGAGAGCGGCAUCCCCAGAGACGAAAGCGGAGCCGUCGACUACGAUGCUCUGGUGCAGCUGCUGCGGGACACGAAAAACCUCCAGGACCAGGCAGACAUCCUUUACAUCCUUUUCAAAGACAAGGGUAUGGAGUGGGACACCCAGCUGCAAGGCAAAGGCUUCACAGUCAGAUCUCUGCUGAGCGAGCUUUAUGAGAAGGCUGGUGACCUCAAACACUGGGGCCUCAUCAGGAUGAUCUCUGGGAUGCUGAAGAAGAAGGUGGAGGAGCUCGACUCGGCGUGCUCUGACCUGCUGGCGCACCAGAAGCACCUGACCGUGGGACUUCCUCCUGAGCCGAGAGAGAAGACCAUCACGGCCCCCAUCCCUCCAGACCAGCUGGCCGCUCUCAUCGACGAGGCCAGCGACAACAACAUCAGCGUGGCCAUCCUCACCCAGGAGAUCAUGGUGUACCUGGCGAUGAGCAUCAAGACUCAGCCGUCUCUGUUCAGCGAGAUGUUCCGGCUGCGAAUCGGCCUCAUUAUUCAGGUCAUGGCCACCGAAUUGGCUCAGUCACUCAGCUGCUCAGGAGAGGAAGCCACAGAGAGCCUGAUGAGUCUCAGCCCGUCUGAGCUGAAGAAUCUGCUGCACCACAUCCUGAGUGGGAAAGAGUUCGGAGUGCAGCGCAGCGUAAGGGAGGCAGACGUCGGUGUCAGUUCUGCCAUCUCCAUCCAUCACCUAGGCAACACCGGCGCCACCAAGAGUGAGAGAGCGGGCAUCAGUAAACUGAAGAGCGACAUGAAAAUGCUCGACCAGCCUGUGACGCCCACCGAGAAGGGUGUCCGAGCUCAGUCAGUGGACGUAGAAAGCAUCGAAUCUGGGCGGUACAGACUACCCUCUGUAGAGUCCAUUGACAUUCCGGACAGCUUCCCCGUUUCCAAGGACACCAGACAUGGCCAGUGGCUGCGCAGGAGGCGGCUGGACGGAGCGCUGAACAGGGUCCCCGUUGGCUUCUACCAGAAAGUGUGGAAGAUCCUGCAGAAGUGCCAUGGUCUGUCCAUAGAGGGCUUUGUCCUUCCAUCUUCAACCACCAGAGAGAUGACCCCUGGAGAGAUUAAGUUCUCCGUCCACGUGGAGACGGUGCUGAACCGUGUCCCCCAGCCCGAGUACCGGCAGCUGCUGGUGGAGGCCAUCCUGGUCCUCACCAUGCUGGCCGACGUGGACAUCCCCAGCAUCGGCUCCAUCGUUCACGUGGAGAGGAUCGUCCACCAGGCCAACGACAUGUUCUACAAAGAUCAGAAGGACCUGGGAGCGGAAGACCACAUCCUGGAGAAGGACCCGUCCACAGGGGUGUGCAAGCUGUUGUACGACAGCGCUCCCAGUGGCCGCUUUGGGAGCAUGACCUACCUCACUAAGGCAGUGGCGGCGUAUGUGCAGGACUUCCUGCCCAGCGGGGCGUGUGCGGUGCAAUGAUGGUCUACAAGAAAACGAUGUGGUGUGCUUUAUAGAAUAGUAAUAAAUUAACAGAAUGGUGAGAUGCCAUGAGGUCAGAGUGUUAAAGCAGAGAGUGUGCUACUGUUUUUAUUAGGCUGUAGACCACAGGUGGCAAGAGCCGGUGUCCUGCAACUUUUAGAUGUGCCUCUGCUGCACCACACCUGAAUAGAAUAAUUAGGUUGUUGGCAAGGCUC
This is a messenger RNA of Poecilia reticulata (guppy), 4121 nucleotides long. RefSeq names its product phosphorylase kinase, alpha 1a (muscle) (gene phka1a). Gene Ontology annotation, molecular function: calmodulin binding. Lineage: Eukaryota; Metazoa; Chordata; Actinopteri; Cyprinodontiformes; Poeciliidae. Gene Ontology annotation, biological process: glycogen metabolic process. The record is from RefSeq and is a predicted model, not a curated record. Gene Ontology annotation, cellular component: phosphorylase kinase complex.